Messenger RNA from Mus pahari (shrew mouse), 3137 nucleotides. It is a transcript of the gene Hsdl1, whose product is annotated as hydroxysteroid dehydrogenase like 1. The transcript is spliced from 5 exons. NCBI's taxonomy places the organism in Eukaryota, Metazoa, Chordata, Mammalia, Rodentia, Muridae. The record is from RefSeq and is a predicted model, not a curated record. The coding region runs from base 115 to 1107 and encodes 330 amino acids.
GGGCGCGUGCGCGGAUCACGUGGGUAGCGGACCUGCGGCGGUGUCCCGGGCGGCGGCCGCGCGGGCAGCGGGCGGGACGGGCUUCGGAGACCGCGCCUCUCGCUGCAGGUUGCCAUGGCUGCUGUUGACAGCUUCUACCUCUUGUACAGGGAAAUCGCCAGGUCUUGCAAUUGCUACAUGGAAGCCCUGGCCUUGGUGGGAGCCUGGUACACAGCCCGAAAGAGCGUCACAGUCAUCUGUGACUUCUACAGUCUGGUCAGGCUGCACUUCAUCCCUCGCCUGGGGAGCAGGCCCGACCUGAUCAAGCAAUAUGGAAGAUGGGCGGUCAUCAGUGGGGCCACAGAUGGCAUCGGGAAGGCCUAUGCGGAGGAGUUAGCGAGCCAGGGACUCAACGUCAUCCUGAUCAGCCAGGAAGAAGAGAAGCUGCAGGCCGUGGCUAGGCACAUAGCUGACACCUACAGGGUGGAGACGCAUGUCCUGGUGGCAGACUUCAGCAGAGGCCGAGAGAUUUACGCCCCCAUCCGAGAAGCCCUGAGAGACAGAGACAUUGGCAUCCUGGUGAAUGACGUGGGUACGUUCUACCCCUACCCGCAGUAUUUCAGCCAAGUGCCCGAGGACACGCUCUGGGACAUUGUGAACGUGAACAUUGCGGCCGCCAGCCUGAUGGUGCACAUCGUGCUUCCGGGGAUGGUGGAGAGAAAGAAGGGCGCCAUUGUCACCGUGUCUUCUGGCUCCUGCUGCAAGCCCACCCCACAGCUGGCUGCCUUUUCUGCGUCCAAGGCCUAUCUGGACCACUUCAGCCGAGCCCUGCAGUACGAGUAUGCCUCUAAGGGGAUCUUUGUGCAGAGUCUGAUCCCCUUCUACGUGACCAACAAUGGGACUGCGCCUGGCAGCUUCCUGCACAGAUGCCCGUGGCUAGCGCCGUCGCCAAGAGUGUAUGCACAUCAUGCAGUGUCGACCCUGGGCAUUUCAAAAAGGACCACAGGCUACUGGUCCCAUUCCAUUCAGUUCCUCUUCGCACAGUAUAUGCCCGAGUGGCUCUGGGUGUGGGGUGCAAACCUCCUCAACCGCUCCUUACGGAAAGAGGCCUUAUCCUGCCAAGCCUGAGCCGGGAGGCUGGGGAGAAGCUUGGCCAAGCCACGGUCACCUACGGUUUCUGGCGUUUGGAAGAACACAUUCACUCCGCCUGUGUAUCAUCUCAUACCGAGUCCCUAGUGCAUCACCACCCUUCAUGAGGCCGACUGUUACGUCUGUGAGCAAACCUCAGGGACCACAUGGGUGGCCUAGGGCGCAUGGCCACAAACCUGAGGACAGAACGGGCUGCUUUCCCGACACUUGGAGCGUGACUGGCUCGCUCCUGUGACGCCUUGUGGUGGUCCUUUUUCUUUUCUUUUCUUUUUUGAGAAGUCACCUGUUUUCCUUUUACAGGUGAUUGAUUAUAGUAUUGGCUUUCAAAGUGUUCCUCAUGCUGGGCAUGGUGGCUCAUGCCUUCAAUGCCAGCACUUGGGAGCUUGAGACAGACCUGGCUACAUAGUGAGUUCCAGGCCAGCCAGGGACAUGCAGUUAAACCUGUCUGAAAAAAAAUCAGCGUUCAUCAGGAAGACAACAGAAAAGUGUUCUUUUCCAACUGUGAGCUGGGAGUGCAGGUGUUAGCAGUGUAUGUGUAUCACACCACAUAGCUCCAUGGGGGGGUCUGUGUGUACACACUGUUUUUCCCAAAGGGUCCCCUAGAACCAUGUGUGUGCUGCCUGUCUGAAGUUAUCGAUAAGACUUUACUGUAGACUCUGUCAGGACAAGGUAAUUAGGGAGCCCUUCCCAGAGUGAACCCCUGGGUUACUCCCUUUCAUGUGCUAAAAGCCUUUCCGGCUCUGCACUGUGGGUUUGCCACGUCCUACACUGCUUCUUUGAGUGGUUUUGUCUUUACAGCUCUGUAGGUGGGUUUUGUUCCUAGGCUGGGACACAUAACAGGUUGUCUUUUGAUUUCUAAGGUAACUAUCAUGGCUAAGUGGUGGUUCCUCAGUGUGUCUGUGUUCUAACUGACCCCCUUCAGAGCUUGUUAGAGCUGGCUUUCAUACACUUUUCUAUGUAACCCAAUUUCUCCCCAAUUGAGUGUUGUUGAUAAAAUCAUCACGUGUUUGUGGAAUAGUGGUUAAAAUAUGGGCAGCUUUUGUGUGUGGUAUAAGGUAGUUAUUGAAGUGAUGUUAGAAGCUCAUUUUUAGCCUGUGUAAUGAAUGUGUACAUUGUAGGGAAUGCUUCUAUUAGUGUGAGGGUCCUUUAUGUAAAUCCCACAGUAUGGCGGCACACUGAAACUUAGUGUCUUUAGUUGGGUCUUAUAAAACCAACCUCUUGGGAGGGUCUCAUUCCUGGCCCGUGGGAGCCCGGAAGUCAUGGCAGCUUGUGCAGAGUGGAGGAUGUGGCGUUGACCCUUGUGGUGCUGUGCCGUGCCCGGGAAGUGAAAAUGAACGGCACGCUGGGACUUGUAUGGAGUUGCUUUAGUGACAUCCCGUCACCUGGAGGCCCAGGUGCACUUUGCCAGGACAUCAGAUGUACCAUUUUCGGCUGUGACUCAGAUCUAGAUCAAUGUCUUCACGUCCUCAGAUCAUGGGCAGACUGCCACGCUUGGAGACAGAGGAGGAGGAGCCUGGGGGGGGGGGGACGUCUGCCUUACUGCUGAGAACCUGUGUGGAUGCGAUAGGCGGCAGCACCUCUACACCUUCACGUGAGGGAGGGGAGACUCGGGGGUUCAAGGCCAGCAUGAGCUAUAUAGUGAAACUCCGGUUCAGGAAACAAGAACAGCAGCAGAGACACACCGUCCGCUCUGUGUAAGGUCCUAUGGCCUGGCAUUCAGACUUGUUGGUCAAGUGCAGAGUCCUUGUUCCGUGAUGAGGAGUCAGCGUUGUCGGUGAUGUUCUCUCAGCGGGACUCGGCUAGAACUCGGAGCACAGUGAUCCGUGGCUGCAGCAGAAGACCAGGCACCUUUAGGCUUCCUAGCUCUCAUAGGCAGACCCUCUCUGCUGAGUUAGUCCGCCUGCCCACUGUGGACAUGGUUUUCACCAAGGAAGGAGGAACUCUGAACCUUUGUAACUCAUCCUGUGAAUAGGAACGCAACAAUAAAAGCAUCACUGUUUCCUUCAGGU